CUGGGCCCCUUUCAUCCCCUAGCUCUGCCAGCAACAGCAGCAAGGAGGAACUACUGGAUGACCGAGACCCGCUGUUAGUCCGGGCUGAACUGGCUCUGCUAUCUACAAUUUUUGUGGCUGUGGCCUUAAGCAAUGGCCUAGUGCUGGGGGCCCUAAUACGACGGGGCCGGCGUGGACGCUGGGCACCCAUGCACGUCUUCAUCAGUCAUUUGUGCCUAGCUGAUCUGGCUGUGGCUCUGUUUCAAGUGCUGCCCCAGCUGGCUUGGGACGCCACUGACCGCUUCCAUGGCCCUGAUGCCCUUUGUCGGGCCGUCAAGUACCUGCAGAUGGUGGGCAUGUAUGCCUCCUCCUACAUGAUCCUGGCCAUGACACUAGAUCGCCACCGCGCCAUCUGCCGGCCUAUGCUGGCAUACCGCCAUGGAGGUGGGGCUCGCUGGAACAGGCCAGUGCUGGUGGCCUGGGCCUUCUCACUCCUUCUCAGCCUGCCUCAGCUCUUCAUCUUUGCUCAACGUGAUGUGGGAAAUGGCAGUGGGGUGUUUGAUUGCUGGGCCCGAUUUGCAGAGCCAUGGGGCCUUCGUGCCUAUGUCACCUGGAUCGCCUUGAUGGUGUUUGUGGCACCUGCCCUAGGCAUUGCUGCCUGCCAGGUUCUUAUCUUUCGGGAGAUACAUGCCAGUCUGGUGCCAGGGCCAUCUGAGAGGACAGGGAGGCGCCGAAGAGGGCACCGGAUAGGAAGUCCCAGCGAGGGAGCCCAUGUAUCUGCAGCCAUGGCAAAGACUGUGAGGAUGACACUGGUGAUUGUGAUUGUCUACGUGCUGUGCUGGGCACCCUUCUUCCUUGUGCAGCUGUGGGCAGCGUGGGAUCCAGAAGCUCCUCUGGAAAGUGGGUGUGGGUGUAACUAAGGCUGGGGGUGAGGGAGGUAAGGGGCUUGCCCAACACAUUGAAGUACUCUACUUGUUACCUUUAUGCAUGUGGUGUCCCUGUGGCUUGCUAGUGUGAGCAAGGGACACCCUGGCUCCAGCCUGGACUCUUUUCUU
This is a messenger RNA of Grammomys surdaster, 1034 nucleotides long. It is a transcript of the gene Avpr2, whose product is annotated as arginine vasopressin receptor 2. Gene Ontology annotation, molecular function: vasopressin receptor activity; peptide binding. Gene Ontology annotation, cellular component: membrane. The coding region runs from base 189 to 899 and encodes 236 amino acids. Gene Ontology annotation, biological process: positive regulation of vasoconstriction; G protein-coupled receptor signaling pathway; regulation of systemic arterial blood pressure by vasopressin. NCBI's taxonomy places the organism in Eukaryota, Metazoa, Chordata, Mammalia, Rodentia, Muridae. The record is from RefSeq and is a predicted model, not a curated record. The transcript has a single exon.